This is a messenger RNA of Westerdykella ornata, 910 nucleotides long. RefSeq lists its product as uncharacterized. NCBI's taxonomy places the organism in Eukaryota, Fungi, Ascomycota, Dothideomycetes, Pleosporales, Sporormiaceae. The transcript has 2 exons. The coding region runs from base 54 to 584 and encodes 176 amino acids. The record is from RefSeq and is a predicted model, not a curated record.
ACCAUUCACGCUGGCCAGGUGACUGGGUCAAGUGUCCUAUGUGUCGAGGUAUCAUGCUGGAACCCGCCGCCACGCUCGACCGACAUAAGUUUUCACCCGUUGCUACGUCCGUGGGAUCAGCCACAAUGGACGCCCAAUGCAGCACGCUUGUAGCGAACCUUGAAGAUUACAUUCAAUGGCUCCCAGAAGAGUGCAUCAACGAUGCGCAAUUCUCCGCUCUGGACACGGCUUUCGAGUACUUUCGGACCCGGAUGCUCGGCACGGUCCAAGACGCUGUGAAGGCUUGUUUUGAGCUUCGUCAAGGUAAAACGGCGCGCUUUAGCCCUAGUCUCUAUCCCGAUCUCGGUUCUCUCCAUGGUGGGAUACAAGCAACAGAGUACCAGGUCAACCUGGCGCUUAUCAUUGCCAUGAAGGAACGGGCGAAGACCUGGCUCAAGGGUGAUGUUGCAGCCUACCAACGUGCCUUCAAGCACGAGUUGAACGUGCUCGGUGUUUGUGCUGAGGUUCAAUUCUUCCGCCGCAUUACACACUGGUGGUCGGACACUCAGUUCGCGGCUUGGUGGCGGGGGUUCCAAAGUGAGUGAUUCCCGACUCGUGGGAGGACUCUUGCAGUUGUCUUCAGCCCUUUCGCUUUCUUCUUGCUUUUCAUAUCUCCGCGGACAUCCGACUGAAGUGCAGUGUACAUGCGGAAUAGCACUGCCCGGCCAGCAAAACACGGGCUAGAGCACUCUUUUGCUUUCUCAUACAGAGGUCUGAAUUACUUGAUGGUCUGGCGUUCUCGCGCAGCAGUUUCUUUCUCUGUCCUUUUGUGUCCUUGGUCCCCAAGGACGAGAAAUAAGAAUUUCAAUUUUCAGUAAAUCGGGUGAUAUGAACAUAUAAAACGUUAAAUAUUUGACAUAGUAUUAUUAUA